AUGCUGCUACAGGAACAAUCAAGGCUACGUCUCUGCGUCCUCACUGACUUCUCGCCCCCUCGGGUGCAGACGUUGGGAGCCAAGGCAGCCGCUGCGCUGGAUCAGGAGCUCAUGAGCACCUGUGCCUUUUCCAUCGAUCAGCUCAUGGAGCUCGCAGGCCUCUCGGUCUCGCAGGCAGGGGGCGAUGGCCUUGUGGCCGCACGCCAUCUAUACUACUACGGCUACAAGCCGUCCAUAUUCUACCCGAAAAGGUCCAAGAAUGAAUUGUUUCAACGUCUCGUCAAGCAACUUGAGGACCUCGAGGUUCCCUUUGUCGAUGAUUUCAAAACAGCCAUGACAUCGACGGACCAUGUCGUCGACGCCAUCUUCGGAUUCAGUUUCUCUGGCGAGAUUCGAGAGCCGUUUCCAGCCGUCAUCAAGGCCCUCGAGGAGACAAAAUUGCCCGUCACCUCAGUGGACGCGCCGUCGUCAUGGGACAUCGAAGACGGUCCAGCUAGGUCCGGCCUGGGAAGCUCCUUCAUGCCUACCGCGCUCGUCAGCCUGACUGCGCCGAAGCCACUGUCGAGGUACUUCAGGGGCCGCCAUUUCGUCGGCGGACGAUUCGUCUCGCCCUCCAUGGCGGAGAAAUAUGCCGUUGACAUUCCCGAGUACGAAGGCAUGGACCAAGUUGUCGAAGUUUCAUCGGCGGUUGAAAAACUUUGA
This is a messenger RNA of Drechmeria coniospora, 702 nucleotides long. Its product is annotated as meiotically up-regulated protein 182. The record is from RefSeq and is a predicted model, not a curated record. Gene Ontology annotation, molecular function: NAD(P)HX epimerase activity. Lineage: Eukaryota; Fungi; Ascomycota; Sordariomycetes; Hypocreales; Ophiocordycipitaceae. Gene Ontology annotation, cellular component: mitochondrion. The coding region runs from base 1 to 702 and encodes 233 amino acids. The transcript is spliced from 5 exons.